Molecule: messenger RNA, 361 nt
Organism: Dimorphilus gyrociliatus
Lineage: Eukaryota; Metazoa; Annelida; Polychaeta; Dinophilidae
Source: the annotation of a GenBank genome assembly
UAUGACUUUUGUUUAUAUUCAUAUUCAGAUUAAAGGUAUGAAAAGAAAACACGAAGGCGAAUGGAAAUGUAAAUUUGUUGAUAGAAAAACAAUGAGAAUAUGGACAACUCAAUGGGAGAAUAUAAAAUUGGUACCCAAACCGUUUUUCCAAAAGACUAUCUAUAACGGAGCUAUUCUUAUUCCCAUAAUUAUUACAUCAUUCUUCCUAAUUUGCGUUGGCUUUGCUCAUUACAUGAAAAUUAGGCAAAAAUCUUUCGAGACACAUAUACAAUUAAUCGAAAAAGGGAAAAUGAUUUGGGUUAAGAGAUUUGCAAUGGAAUUGAAAGUGAAUCCCUAUCUUAUGGUAAGUGAUAGAGAAUAG